AUGUUGCAGCAGAGGGAAGAAGCUUACUCCAUUAUUGAGUUUGAAGUCAAAAAAAUUGAAUGCUUUCUAGCUAAAGAAGCAGCAGCAUAUUUUCAUCAAAUUGGAGAAGCAGAGGGUAGUAUUCAAACAGUACACUCCCCUGCAAAAUUGAAAGUUUGUUUAUUUUGUGUAUGGAAUGCGAGCAAGCAACAAGAAGCAGCAGCAUAUCCUACCACUUUGAUGUCCCAAUUGAAGCUGGAGAUGAGAAGGAUAGCCACUAGCAAUAUUGCAGCGGCAUCCUUAAUUGAAGAGAAUACCGAAAAGCUAGCUAACCAAAGAUGCAAUGGCUUGCCAACUAAGAAAAAGGGAUGCCAACUAGCCAAAGAUGCUGUGGUAUCACCGAUUGAAGAAGAAGAAGAUUUCAGCUAG
Molecule: messenger RNA, 408 nt
Organism: Linum trigynum
Lineage: Eukaryota; Viridiplantae; Streptophyta; Magnoliopsida; Malpighiales; Linaceae
Source: the annotation of a GenBank genome assembly